Messenger RNA from Lipotes vexillifer (Yangtze River dolphin), 3070 nucleotides. RefSeq names its product fibroblast growth factor 7 (gene FGF7). Gene Ontology annotation, molecular function: growth factor activity. Lineage: Eukaryota; Metazoa; Chordata; Mammalia; Artiodactyla; Lipotidae. The transcript is spliced from 4 exons. The coding region runs from base 536 to 1120 and encodes 194 amino acids. The record is from RefSeq and is a predicted model, not a curated record.
AGUUUUAAUUGCUUCCAAUGAGGUCAGCAAAGGUAUUUAUCGAAAAGCCCUGAAUAAAAGGCUCCACGCACACACACACAAGCUCACAUGCGCUCACAUACACAGAGAAAAUCCUCUUGCCUGUUGAUUUAUGGAAACAAUUAUGAUUCUGCUGGAGAAUUUCUCAGCUGAGAAAUAGUUUGUAGCUACAGUAGAGAGGCUCAAGUUGCACAGGGCAGACAACAGACAUGGAAUUCUUGUGUAUCCAGCUGUUAUCAACAGAACAAAAGUCAAGUAGCAAACAGCAACGCAGCAACUGAGCUUAUUACAACCUGUUUUUAUAAGGAUAUACUGACAGAGAGUUAUUUAAGGAGGAAUUCUAUAUUGUUAUCAGGAACUAAAAGGAUAAGGCUAACAACUUGGAGAGUGCAACUACUCUUUCUUAAAUCAAUCUACAGUUCACAGAUAGGACGAGGUCAAUGACCUAGGAACAACAAUCAACUCAAGAUUUAAUUUUCAUUAUGUUAUUCAUGAACACCCGGGGCACUAUACUAUAAUGCGCAAAUGGAUACUGACAUGGAUCCUGCCAAGUUUGCUCUACAGAUCAUGCUUCCACAUUAUCUGUCUAGUGGGCACUAUAUCUUUAGCUUGCAAUGACAUGACUCCAGAGCAAAUGGCUACAAAUGUGAACUGUUCCAGCCCUGAGCGACAUACAAGAAGUUAUGAUUACAUGGAAGGAGGGGAUAUAAGAGUGAGAAGACUCUUCUGUCGAACACAGUGGUAUCUGAGGAUUGAUAAACGAGGCAAAGUCAAAGGGACCCAAGAGAUGAAGAAUAAUUACAACAUCAUGGAAAUUAGGACAGUGGCCGUUGGAAUUGUAGCAAUCAAAGGAGUGGAAAGUGAAUAUUAUCUUGCAAUGAACAAGGAAGGAAAACUCUAUGCAAAGAAAGAAUGCAAUGAAGAUUGUAACUUCAAAGAAUUAAUUCUGGAAAACCACUACAACACAUAUGCAUCAGCUAAAUGGACACACAGUGGAGGAGAAAUGUUUGUUGCCUUAAAUCAAAAGGGGGUUCCUGUAAGAGGGAAAAAAACGAAGAAAGAACAAAAAACAGCCCACUUUCUUCCUAUGGCAAUAACCUAAUCAUAUAUGGCAUAUAAGAAACCAGUUCCAGCAGGGAGAUUUCUUUAAGUGGACUGUUUUCUUCCUUUUUUCUUUUCUUUUUUUUUUUUUUUAAGUAACCAAGAAAGGCUGGAAAACUACUGAAAAACUGAUCAAGCUGGACUUGCGCAUUUAUGUUUAUUUUAAGAGACUGCAUUAAAGAAAGAUUUGAAAAAAUAUACACAAAAAUCAGAUUUAGUAACUAAAAGUUGUAAAAAAUUGUAAAACUGGUUGUACAAUCAUGAUGUCAGUAAUAGUAAUGUUUUUUCUUAAAUUAAUUUACCCUUAAGACUGUUAGAUUUGAUUAUCUGAUAAUGAUUAUUUAAAUAUUCCUAUCUGCUUAUAAAAUGGCUGCUAUAAUAAUAAUAAUGCAGAUGAUGUUAUAUAAGAUGUGUCAGACCUAAAAGCUGCUGGAAUGAUUUGUCAGAUAAUCAAGCCAACACUAACUAUGGAAGAUGAGCAGUAUCUGAAUGCUUUCUAGUGAAAAAUUAUGAACCACUUAAAUUCUAAUCAGAAAAGAAGGAAUAUUCUCAAAAAUUCUAUUAUGGAAAUGAAUCAAAGAGGUAGUUUUACAAGAGUAUAAGAUUAGAACAUGCUUGUACCUAUUAACAAGAACAAAAUUCCUAAUGCUGCUCCCAACUGAAAGGGUAUUGUUUAAAGGAUGUUUUCAAAAAUCUUGUAUAUAAAAUAGCGAUAAUGAUAAUACUGUACUUCAUCUCACUCACCACAAAAUAACAUUUUAUAAUCCCUAAAAGUAAAAUUCAAAAAUCUUUUAUGUUUUUUUCAAGUAACAUAAUCUAUCUUUUGUAUAAUUCAUAUUCGGGAAUAUGGCUUUUAAUAAUGUUCUUCCCACAAAUAAUCAUGCUUUUAUCCUGUGGUUACCGCAUUAAACUCUAUUUUAAGUUGUAUUUGAACUUUACUGUUUUGUUAUUUAAGUUUAUGUUAUUUAUAAAAAAAAACGUUAAUAUGCUGUAUCUGUUUCAUAUGCUUUUAAUUCUAAAGCAAUAACAAAACCGUCUGGCUCAAUUGCAAGUUCCCCCUCCCCGUCCUGAGCAACACCAAGUCUAGUACACAGCACUCAGGCCAGCAAAUCCUGGACAGCAGACAAAAAUGACAGCUUGCAGCAAUUCUUACAAUAGAUGUCUCACAGGGAACAAUACAAAAAUGUGAAAUAUGUUUUGCCACAUACUCUUGUCAACUAAAUUGGAUCUUAUAAGUAAAAUCACUGUAGAUAAAAGAACUUACAUGAUUUUAAAGUUAAACUAUAUUUGAGUUCAUGAGUAGAAUAGUACAACAUUUUAAAAAUAUGCAUAUUUAAAGUUAGUAGUUUUUCUAAUCUCUAGAAAUCUCUGCCAUUCAAAAUAUGGCAGCAUUGAAAGUUGUUUUCCUGUUCAAUAGCAAGAGCACAAUGCCCAAAGUAGAGUCUAUACUUAGGGAUCCGAGGCCCUGAAUAGCAAUGAAGGCUUGAGGUCAGGCUACAGAUAACGGACUUAUUGAAAAGAUAAAUUUCUACUUCAUAAUUCUGGCAUUGGCAGAUCUUGUUAGCACUUUAAUGUUCAUCAGUAGAAGGCCAACAUUUAUUGAAAUUAAAUUGGUGGUAUGCUAAUAAGGGUGGUUUUAAUUUCAAAAUAUUUGUCUUUUAAGUCCCUUUAUUUUAUACAAAUAUUAACUGAUAAUACAUUUAUAAGAGAGAGUUACAUGAAAAGGCUAUGUUAACAGAAAUAGGUUCAUUUGAUUUCCUUGUGACUCAACCUACAUGAUGAGGCUGCAGGAAGCUAGAAAAAAUUGCCCUUCCUCAGAUAUACUCUGGGGAAAUGCCAUGAAUGAUAUUCUUAACUGUUGUAUGAGUCAAGGGCCUUGCUAGCCUAGGUUCCUAGAUCAGGCUUCUGUUACUGGUGUCUUGUGAACAUACUGAGAGCAGAAGAGGACCUA